GUUAAAUGAAAGCAUAAACAACAUGGUUCCCACGUGCGGAUAACGAGGAAAUGAAGUUGUGAUUAUUGUGGAUUUCCUUUGUAUUUGUCAAAAUCUAAUCAAGAUGUUGACUAAUAAAGUAUUUGUCAAGAAGACGAAGAAAGGCAGUGUGAUGAAAAUAGUCAGGGAGCACUAUCUGAGAGAUGACAUAACGUGUGGAUCGGAAAUUUGCAAAUCUUGUGAACACUCUGAUGGCUCCCAAGUACUGGUCUCGGAACCAUCCACUGACAGCAGCCUGUGCCCGACACGCCACUACAUCGUACCCGACACGAACGUUGUCUUGCAUCAGUUUGAUGUUCUUGAAGAUAAAGGCAUUCAGAAUGCAAUUAUUCUUCAAACAGUCAUAGAAGAGGUAAAACAUAAAAGUAUUCCUGUCUACAAGAGGUUAAAAGAUCAGCUGGGAAACUCAGACAAGCACUUCUACACAUUCUCGAAUGAAUACCACAGAGACACGUUUGUGGAGAGGAAGCCAGGAGAGUCUUCUAAUGACCGGAAUGACCGAGCUAUCCGCACAGCAUGCACCUGGUACCAGAACCAUCUGAACGGUGCCUCCCCGGCCAUUAACAUUGUGCUUCUUACCAACGAUGUUGACAACAAGGUCAAGGCCACUAAGGAGGGGAUAACCUGCUAUGCUUUUGAGGAUUAUGUAAAUAGUCUCAAAAAUGCUUCUGAACUUGUGGACAGACUGGCAAGCUCUGCUCGUUCCAUGGUCGGAGACAGCCGUGUGAUAUACCCUGAGCACCAUGGGCUGUCCGAGAUCCAGCGCGGGAUCAAGUCUGGGAAGUAUCACCAGGGCAGUUUUCUGGCAAGCCGGGAAAACUACAAGGAGGCCAGCGUCAGCGCCCACGACCAGGAGAGGAUGAUCUUUGUACAAGGUCUUCAGAACAUGAACCGUGCCGUCCAUGAUGAUAUUGUCGCAGUAGAGAUGUUGCCAGAAGAGGAAUGGAGUUGUCCGUCAUCCCUGGUGCUGCAAGACGAGGCUGAUAAGACUCUGGAUGAGGAGGACCUAGCAGAUGAGAAACAGGAGAAGAACAAAGUUCCGAAGGAUCUGCGACAACCGACUGGGAGGAUUGUGGGUAUUAUCCAGAGAAAAUGGCGUCAGUACUGUGGGAUGUUGAGACCAUCACAGCUCAAAGAGAGUCGACGUCAUCUGUUUGUGCCGGCAGAGAAGCGUAUCCCCCGGAUACGUAUAGAGACCCGUCAAGCUGAACAGCUAGCUGGACAACGGAUUGUGGUUGCCAUUGACAACUGGCCAAAGAACUCCCGGUAUCCACAGGGCCACUUUGUGAGGAAGCUGGGUGCUGUCGGGGACAAGGAGACGGAGAACGAGGUGCUCCUGCUGGAACAUGAUGUCCCACAUUCAAACUUCUCCGAGACUGUGCUCAGCUUCCUGCCCAAGAUGCCCUGGAGCAUCUCCGAGGAUGAUAUGAAACACCGUCAGGAUCUGCGUCACAUCAACGUGUGCAGCGUUGAUCCUCCUGGCUGUACCGACAUUGAUGAUGCUCUUCACUGUCGCAACUUGGACAACGGAAACCUGGAGGUUGGAGUUCACAUUGCGGACGUGUCACAUUUUAUCCGCCCUGGCAAUGCGCUGGACAAAGAGGCUGCUAACAGAGGAACCACAGUUUACCUCACUGAUCGGAGAAUAGACAUGGUGCCAGAACUCCUCAGUUCAAACCUGUGUUCCCUGAGGUGCAAUGUGGACAGACUGGCCUUCUCUGUGCUGUGGGAGAUGACGCAAGAUGGGGACAUUGUCAACACCACCUUUACCAAGAGCGUGAUUGAUUCAAAGGCUUCAUUAACAUAUGCUGAAGCCCAGAUGAAGAUAGAUGAUCCGACUUUGACAGAUGACCUCACAGUCAGUUUACGGGGAUUAAACAGACUUGCAAAAAUCUUGAAGAAACGAAGAAUUGACAAUGGUGCCCUUAGCUUAGCCUCGACAGAGAUCCGGUUCUAUGUAGACAGUGAGACACACGACCCUAUAGAAGUUCAGACCAAAGAGCUCAGGGAGACCAACUCCAUGGUGGAGGAGUUCAUGUUGCUGGCGAACAUCUCGGUCGCUGAGAAGACUCUCAAAGAAUUCCCAGACUGUGCCUUACUCCGACGCCACCCAGCUCCACCGCCUUCCAACUUUGAACCUGUCAUCAGAGCUGCCAUGUCCAAGGGUCUUGACCUGGCUGUGUCAUCGGGGAAGGAACUUGCUGACAGUCUAGACAAGGCUGUGUUCCCUGACCAACCAUUCUUCAAUACCAUGUCUCGGAUCAUGACCAGUUGCAUGAUGCAAGCCGCCUACUUCAGCAGUGCGCUGCCAUUUGAAGAGUUCCAGCAUUAUGGCCUGGCUACUCCCAUCUACACCCACUUUACAUCUCCCAUCAGAAGAUACUGGACAUCAUUGCCCACCCGACUGUUGGCAGUGUGUAUUGGAGCAGAGCGCUGCACUCCAGCCCUCCUCGAGAAACACAAAACACAGGCCUUGUGUAACAACUUGAACUUCCGACACAAGAUGGAGUAUGCUGGUCGGGCUUCUGUCAACCUCCACACUCAUUUGUUCUUCAAGAAGCGAGUGGAAGAUGAAGAAGGCUAUGUGUUAUUUGUCAGGAAGAAUGCGCUGCAGGUUCUAAUCCCAAAAUAUGGUCUGGAGGGUACACUGUUCCUCAAAUCUGAUGAUGCAAUGUUUAUGUUUAAUGAGGAGGAGCAGACCCAGACUGGCGGCGCACACACCUUCCAUGUGUUUGACAGGCUGGUGGUCCAACUCAGCAUAGACAGGUCCAAUGAGCAACACAUGAAGCUCAGCAUCAAGCUGGUUGAGCCUCAGAUCCCAGGGUUCAGUGUACCCCAGCUCCCACCCACGGACAAUGAUGCAGAGCCACCCAGCAAGAAACACAAGUCUUAAGACCAGUUGAUGAAACUCUCCAGCCGAUGUUUGUAUUUGAGAGAGUUUGAGGUUAUGGGAGUGCCGGAACAUGCUCACUCAUUGUGUUCAUGAUGGGCUUCCGCCCUGGGCAUCGCUCUGGGCUUCGCUCUGGGCUUCGCUCUGGACAUGCUCUGGGCUUCGUUCUGGACAUCGUUUCUGGGCAUAGUUCUGGGGAUAGUUCUGGCUUCGCUCUGGGCUUCUCGUUCUGGGCAUUGUUCUGGGUCUCGCUCUGGGCUUCGUUUCUCAGAGCAAUGUAACCAAUUCAACCAUCAUAAUUCAGUGAUGAUGUAUAGGAGUUGUGACAGUCGAAGAGUGCGACACGGUGAGACAUGGCACUGACUCCACUCUACAGACCCACAGCUGUUGUUCAACAGCAUACAAGUAUAACUCUUAUACACUUGUACAAUAACUGCUUUUUGACAUGGCAUCCUGAUUUUGAAAACAUUCCUAUAUAAACAUUUUAGGCUAAACAGUGAUAAAAAUGAAUCUUGAGUAAUGGCAUAUACAGUAAGAAUGUGUAUAUGUUUAAAAUUUUAAAUUGGAAGAACUGUGAUUAAAAGUUUUUCCCUUGAGUGCCAUGUUCGUAUUUGUGUAAUUUUUAGAUAAUUACUAUUGAUGUAUAUUACAGAAAGUGUUUGUUACGGACACAAAUUAUUAUGUAUUUAUGAAAACCAGGCUGAAAUUUCGUUAUCAUGCAGUGUUGGUACAUGUGCAAUAAGAACAGCAGUGUAAAUAAAAAUUUACAAAAGUCA
This is a messenger RNA of Haliotis rubra (blacklip abalone), 3705 nucleotides long. Its product is annotated as exosome complex exonuclease RRP44-like. Lineage: Eukaryota; Metazoa; Mollusca; Gastropoda; Lepetellida; Haliotidae. Gene Ontology annotation, biological process: rRNA catabolic process. Gene Ontology annotation, cellular component: cytoplasmic exosome (RNase complex); nuclear exosome (RNase complex). The record is from RefSeq and is a predicted model, not a curated record. Gene Ontology annotation, molecular function: endonuclease activity; RNA binding; 3'-5'-RNA exonuclease activity.